This is a messenger RNA of Vicia faba (fava bean), 381 nucleotides long. The record is from the annotation of a GenBank genome assembly. NCBI's taxonomy places the organism in Eukaryota, Viridiplantae, Streptophyta, Magnoliopsida, Fabales, Fabaceae.
AUGGCAACACAUUACAUCUCCAUUGUUGUUUUGAUUGCUUUCCUCAUUGCAUGUUCAAGUGCAACCUCAGAAACAAUAUUAUCAGAUGUUAAUCUUCUUGAAUUUCCUCUUAAUUUAGAGUAUUUGGAAGCUGAAUUCUUUUUAUUUGGAUCGACUGGUCAUGGUUUGGAUAAAAUUGCUCCUGAGUUAGCUGAGGGUGGACCACCUCCUAUUGGUGCCAAGUUGGCUAAAUUCAAUGAUACUGUAAUUAGAGAUAUCAUCUAUCAAUUUGCUCUUCAAGAAGUUGGACAUUUGAGGGCCAUAAAGAACACAGUGGUAGGAUUCUCUAGGCCUUUGUUAGAUCUAAGUCAGUCCUCAUUUGCCAAGCUUCCAGAAAGCUAG